Molecule: messenger RNA, 435 nt
Organism: Oikopleura dioica
Lineage: Eukaryota; Metazoa; Chordata; Appendicularia; Copelata; Oikopleuridae
Source: the annotation of a GenBank genome assembly
AUGCCAGUCAUGUUCGACAAAGACUCCUACGUCGGCAGAGGAGAACCAGUUGACGAAAUCGAUGCUCUCUGCAGGGACCUGUGGAGCUGCUACAAGUGCGCGAAAAUCGACAGUACUGAAAAGCACUGCAAACACAGCAUGACUUACGAGUGGUAUCAGAAAAUCAACGGAAACGUCAAAUGCGGAGACUCGAGCCACAACACUCAGUGCCAGAACGACCUUUGCGAGUGCGACGCGAAUUUCGCCCGGCGUUUGGUCAGCGUCCAGGACGAAAUUCGCAACGAGUUCAAAGUUUCGAACGGCUUCAAAAGGGAGGAUCGCUGCUUGAUCAAGCCUGAAAGAGGGCUGCCAGGAGCGAGGCCGCCAAAAGAAGAGCAAGAAGGCGAAGUUCAAAACCAAGUGCUGCGGCGAGAAAUUGAGCAGAGUUCCGUAUAA